Volvox carteri f. nagariensis is the source of this 2287-nucleotide messenger RNA. RefSeq lists its product as uncharacterized. Gene Ontology annotation, molecular function: protein serine/threonine phosphatase activity. NCBI's taxonomy places the organism in Eukaryota, Viridiplantae, Chlorophyta, Chlorophyceae, Chlamydomonadales, Volvocaceae. Gene Ontology annotation, cellular component: nucleus; cytosol. The record is from RefSeq and is a predicted model, not a curated record. The coding region runs from base 1 to 1815 and encodes 604 amino acids. The transcript has 8 exons.
AUGGCGGUGCUAGAUCUGCCACCAACGCUUGAUCAGGUUGCGCAGCUUCAGGCGCGCAUGCUCGAGGCUUUGCAAGGGGGGGCCGCUCAGCUAAAGACCGUCCUCCCAGCAGAACAACUCGUUGCAAUCUUACGGGCCACAGAGGCUGAGCUGAGACAGGAACCAAGCCUAGUCGAAAUUUCCGUUGAGGAACCUCACGUUCAAGUGUUCGUCUUUGGCGAUACUCAUGGACACUUUCCUGAUGUGGCACAUAUGCUAAAGGAGAUCGGAUACCCAUCACCAACCCGCGUUCUGGUGUUUAACGGCGAUUACGUGGACCGUGGCAGCUGGGGCGUUGAGCUUCUCACGCUGUUGUGUUGCCUGAAGUGUGCUGCGCCUAACUCUGUGUACCUAUUGCGAGGUAACCACGAAAGCAGCAGCUGUACCAAAUGGUAUGGGUAUAGCCAGGAAGUCCGUGCCAAGUACGACAAACAGUCCAAGGAGGUGUAUUCGGCCUCCAAGAAGCUCUUCUCUGUGAUGCCGCUAGCAGCGCUGGUCCAGAGGAACACCCUAGUCAUGCAUGGAGGGCUUUUUCGGAAGCCGCCAGAGCCCCGGCGGGGGGCAAAGCGACGGAAGCCGGGGCAUCUGGGUCGUCCUGGUGGACCCUCGGCCCUGGAGCCCGGGACGUUGGAUCACCUGCGCCAUGCCAACAAGGGCGGGAUGGAUCCAGACGGCGUCGGCUCGUCGCUUGUGGCGACGGACGUGCUCUGGAGCGACCCCGUUGCGGCCCCUGGCUUUUUCGAAAACGAUGCUCGAGGCGUAGGCCUAGUCUUCGGGCCUGACAUCACUGAGGCUUUCUUGAGGGCUAACGGCCUGAGACUCAUCAUUCGGUCUCACGAGGGACCUGAUGCGCGCGAUAAGCGGUCGGAUCUGCCGCAGGUCCUGCAGGGUUACAGCUUUGAUCACAACACGCCGGCUGGCCAGUUGGUGACCGUCUUCUCCGCGCCGGACUACCCGCAAUUCCAGGUGGUUGCGGAGGAAGGGGAGGAGGCUGGUAAGAGGUUCAAUAACUUGGCGGCUGUGGCGGUGUUAAGUGCCCCGGACUACGCCACACCGAACAUGCGGACCUUUGCGGCGGUCACCCCGCGACCCAAGGCGGACGCCUACUACGACUUCGCGGCGUGCUGUGACAGCGACGCAGAUGUGCAAGAGGGCAGUGAGGGCGGCAGCGCGUGCAGUAGCGCGGUGGCCAGCGAGACAGAGCUGGGAGUGGAUGAGGCGGAGGGGGCGCCCGCGUCACUGAGCGGUGAAAUGGCAGAUACCAAGUCCCUGGAGGUGCAUGAAGACCUCCCGCCAUCGCUCGAUGCGGUGUCACCGUCGGUGCCCAUGGCGGAGGUCGAGGUGGUGGCGCAAUCGGCUCCAAUGGCGGAGGCCGAGUUGGCCCCGCCUUCCGCGCCACCUGCGGAAAAGCUCCAGGUGGAGGCGCUUCUUACAACCAACCAUGCCGAUGCCAUGGAGGUCGAGGAGCAAAGCCAGAGGCCCGGGCCUAUUGCUGACGGGUCUAUUCAGGAGGGCGGCGAAACGAGCCAUGAAGCCGCCAUUGCGGCAACUGCCUACCCAUUAAGUGGUUGUGGCGCUGUCGGUGAUGGGACCGCCGGAGCGGCUGGAGCUGGCACAGACUUGAGUGUCUCUGUAUGUCAGCACACCGAUGACCAGGAUGACGGGGAUGUUUUAGAAGGGCCAAGUCCACUCGAGGCCCCUGCAGCUACCGCAUGCGAUGCGAGCGACACGGAUAUGGUCGUUUCCGCGAACACCCCUGCGGCCGAGGCCCGGUAGUAUGUGCAUUGGGGGAAGGCAGUCUCGCCAAGGAAACAUCGUGGAAGAGAUGGUUACGGGCAGCUAUUAGUCGUGAGCGUUAUCAGCAUUGGUGUUACAUUCUCGCGUGUUGCCUUGGAGCCAGAUUAGUAGACCAGCUGUUAGAAAGGAUGGCUAGGUAGGUCGUGUAAAUGCCUCUUUGUCGUGUGAUGACGCUUGGCAUCGGCGGCUCUAUUUCUUUUGCGGUAUGUUGGGUAUGAGGAAUUCUAUCUCCCCUGCGCAGAUCCCUGGUGCAGUUCUUAGGUUAGGAUGUUGAUUCGCAUUUGGAGCGAGGUAGCGCGCCCAACUGCCAUGUGUGUCUGCGUUGAGGCAGAGCUAUGUUUGAUCUGUACGAUUAAGCUUGUUUUUUUUUACGACUACUGCUCUCUUCCCAAUAUCUUUGGCUGUUUCUUCCAGAGAGCACUUUUGGAUGGCCUUUUAAUUCCGGCACAUG